This is a messenger RNA of Carlito syrichta (Philippine tarsier), 1026 nucleotides long. Its product is annotated as melanoma-associated antigen B18. Gene Ontology annotation, biological process: negative regulation of transcription by RNA polymerase II. Gene Ontology annotation, cellular component: nucleus. Lineage: Eukaryota; Metazoa; Chordata; Mammalia; Primates; Tarsiidae. The record is from RefSeq and is a predicted model, not a curated record.
AUGCCACCAGGUCAAAAGAGUAAGCUCCAUGACCGUGAGAAAUGCCACCAGACCUGUGGUGAGAACCAGAAUCUGGAGACUGCCCAGGCCACUGUGGCAGAAGGAGACUCUCUCUCUUCUGCCAAUCUUCUCGAAGGAGGUAGACCCCAUAAUUUGCCUACUUCUGGGACAACUAGCAUUCCUAAGGAACUUCAGGGAGCCCCAUCCACCACCAGUACUACUGUAACUGUUUUAUGCACAAAUUCAAAUGAAGACAUCAACAGCAAAGAUGAGAAAAGUUCAAAUUCUUCAAGGAAAACUGAAGACACUUUCAAAGAUCCUUUCAGCAAGAAGGUGGUUUUGUUGGUGCAGUUCCUGCUGCAGAAGUAUCAAGAGAAGGAGCCAAUUACAAAGGGGGGCAUGCUGAAGUAUGUUAUCAAACACUACAAGUAUUUCAAUGAGAUCCACAAGAGAGCCUCUGAGCACAUAGAACUGGUCUUUGGUGUUGAUUUGAGGGAAGUGGAUCCCAUCCGGCACUGCUAUACCUUUUUCAACAAACUAGAUACCACCUAUGAUGUAUUAAUGAGUGAUGAAGAGAGUAUGCCCAAGACUGGCCUCCUGAUGAUUGUGCUGGGUGUCAUCUUCAUGAAUGGCAAUUGUGCCCCUGAAGAGGCAAUCUGGGAGGUGUUGAAUUUGAUGGGUGUAUAUGCUGAUAGGAAACACUUCGUCUAUGGAGAUCCCAGGAAGGUCAUCACUGAAGAUUUGGUGCAGUUAAAGUACCUGAAGUACAGCAGCACCAACAGUGAUCCUCCAUGCUAUCAGUUACUGAGGGACCCAAGAGCCCAUGCUGAAACCAGCAAGAUGAAAGUCCUGGAGUUUUUAGCCAAGUUCCAUAGUACUAUCCCCAGUGCCUUCCCAUUCCAGUAUGAAGAGGCUUUGAGAGAUGAAGAAGAGAGAACCCAAGCCUGAGUUGCAGCCAGGGUUCAUACAGCUGCCAUGGUCAAACAUUCCAGGGUCACGGCCAGCAACUUCUCCCAUGCUAAGUGA